AUGACUUUCACCUGUGCUAUCAGUGGAGAGCAAGCUAAUGAACCUGUUGUUACGCCUUCUGGCCACAUUUUCGAAAAGAGACUCAUCAUCAAAUACCUCAACGAAAAUGGAACUGAUCCCAUAACAUCAGAGAAACUUUCCGAGGAAGAGCUCAUUGACUUGAAAAUUGAUUCCACCUCUGCUGCCGUCAGAAAUACCUCUCAAACAUCCAUUCCUUCAUUACUGAAGCAACUUCAGGAUGAAUGGGAUGCAGUUAUGUUGAACAGUUAUUCACUCCGCUCACAAUUACAAGUUGCUCGUCAAGAGUUGUCUCACUCUCUUUACCAGCAUGACGCCGCUUGUCGUGUGAUAGCUCGUUUAUCUAAAGAAUUAACUGCUGCUCGUGAAGCUCUUUCAACUCUGAAGCCUCAUGGUUCAGGCCAUGACGUGUCUCAUGGAGACGUUGAUAUGGAACAAAGUGUCGAAGAAAAUCAAAUCGGACUAUCUUCUGCUGUUAUUAAGAAGUUGGACGACAAAGCUUCCGGACUCACAGCUAUCAGAAAACAACGCGGAAAGAGUGCUCCAGAAAACCUUGCUAAGCCUGAUGAUAUCACAAACUUCAAACAAAUUAACAGUCAUAAUGCUAUUCACAGCACAGGAAACCCAGGAAUCACUGCUAUGGAUAUCAAGGGAUCUACCGCUAUUACUGGAGGAGUCGACAAGAAAGUUAUCAUGUUCAACAUCAAUAAGGAAACAGUUGAAAACGAGUUCAUUGGUCAUACUAAGAAAAUUACUUCUGUUAUUCUCCAUCCCAAUGGAAAUAACGCCGUAUCUGCUAGUUCCGAUGCCACAGUCCGAGUCUGGACCUCUGGGGACCAGAAUAAUACCGCUGUUGUUGAUGUUCAUCAAGCUGCAGUUACAGAUAUUUCUCUCCAUGCUACUGGAGACUACAUUCUUUCUGCUUCUGAUGACUCGCACUGGGCUUUCUCCGAUUUACAUACCGGAAAGACUUUGUGCAAGGUUGCCAAUGAUGAAACUUCUAAUGUUGGAAUUUGCUGUGCUGAAUUCCACCCUGAUGGUCUGAUCUUCGGUACUGGUACUGCUGACGCUGUUGUUAAGAUUUGGGAUAUGAAGGAGCAGAAAAAUGUUGCCAAUUUCCCUGGCCACUCUGCCCCUGUACGUGCAAUUGCUUUCUCUGAAAACGGAUAUUACUUGGCUACUGGUGCCGAUGAUGGAGAGGUGAGACUAUGGGAUCUCAGAAAAUUGAAAAUGUUGAAAAAUCUCAUUCUCCAUGACGGAAAAGCUUCGGUUAACAAUAUACACUUUGAUAAUAGUGGAACAUUCCUAGGUGUUGCUUCAUCUGAUGUCCAGGUUCUCCAUGUUAAGCCAUGGCAGGUUGUCGGAACAUUCUCAGAGAGUACUUCUAAUGUAACCUCGGUACGAUUCGGUGAAAACGCAAACACUAUCUACUCGUCUUCUUUGGAUAAGUCUCUUCGUAUCUAUUCUCUUUAA
This is a messenger RNA of Auanema sp. JU1783, 1491 nucleotides long. NCBI's taxonomy places the organism in Eukaryota, Metazoa, Nematoda, Chromadorea, Rhabditida, Rhabditidae. The record is from the annotation of a GenBank genome assembly.